Molecule: messenger RNA, 336 nt
Organism: Fusarium pseudograminearum CS3096
Lineage: Eukaryota; Fungi; Ascomycota; Sordariomycetes; Hypocreales; Nectriaceae
Exons: 1
Coding region: 1-336 (111 amino acids)
Biological process (GO): dCTP catabolic process; DNA protection
Cellular component (GO): cytosol
Molecular function (GO): dCTP diphosphatase activity
Source: RefSeq, a predicted model, not a curated record
AUGGUCAACAAGGAAAUUCAAGAAAAACUCCAGGCUUUUGUUGCCGAGCGAGACUGGGCGCAAUUCCAUACACCCGAAAACCUCGCCAAGAGCGUCUCCAUCGAAGCCGCCGAGCUCCUCGAGUGCUUCCAGUGGGGGGCAGAACCCGAUCCAAAACGGGUGCAGGAGGAGCUAGCAGACGUCUUGACCUAUUGUCUACUCCUUGCUGACAAGAUGGGUCUCGAUCCGGAUAAGAUCGUUUUGGAUAAGCUUGAGAUUACAAAGAAGAAAUACCCUGUUGAUAAGGCCAAGGGUAGCAGCAAGAAGUAUAACCAGCUUGAUGAUGGUAAAGCUUGA